CACAGCGUAAGAAUUCACAAACUAUAAAUGGUAACAUUACUUCCUGUCACAUGCAUCAAUCUGCACUCAAGUCUACUGCUAGUUUAGAACACUGGAGAAGUACAAGAAAAAGGGAACUCAAUUUUUCUCUGUAUGCUCUUUCCUUCUUGAAUAAGAUUUCUUCGCCUCUUGUUGUCUAAAACAAUUAAAUCCUAACAGGUAAGGGUUAAGAUCUUCAAUGAAAGUUUCAAGUCACCACUUCUAAAAUGCUAAAUCUAAACCUUAACCUCUCUAACCUGCAACCACAAGAGUUCAGAAUUGGCGCUACAAUAUUUUAUAGCAUCCUUUUCAUAAUUGGACUGAUUGUCAACAUCACAGCAAUAUGGGUUUUCAGCUGCACCACCAAAAAAGGAACAUCCGUAAAUAUAUACAUGAUGAAUGUGGCUUUGCUGGACCUGAUUUUCAUAAUACUGCUGCCUUUCCGCAUGAUCUACUAUGUGAACAAUUACUGGCCCUUCGGUGAUGUUUUCUGCCAAAUCAAUGCAGCUCUUACUAUAUUUUAUCCAAGCAUCGCUCUUUGGCUCUUAGCUUUCAUCAGCGUCGACCGUUACAUGGCAGUGGUGCAGCCCAAACAUGCUAAGGAACUUCGUCACAUCGGGAAAGCUGUGGCAAGUUGUUGUGGCAUCUGGAUAAUGACCUCUGUGUCAGUUCUGCCGUUCAUGUUUUCAAAGAACAACCCUGACAAAGCCUCAAAUUUUACAACCUGCUUGAAAAUGCUCGACAUAAUUCACUUGAAAGAGGCAAACAUUGUGAACUUUGUUCGACUGAUUUUCUUCUUCCUUCUGCCUCUCUUCAUUAUGAUCGGAUGCUACUGCAUUAUCAUUAACAGUCUCUUGAAGGGGAAAACAUCUAAACUGAAGCCAAAAACCAAAGAAAAAUCUAUCAAAAUAAUUGUGACACUUAUUAUUCAGGUGCUGUUUUGCUUUGUUCCAUUUCACAUCUGCUUUACGUUGUUACUGCUACAAGGUGACCGUUACGAUUUCAAUGCCUGGGCUGCCUUUACUACGCUUUUGAUGAAUCUCAGCACAUGUCUCGACAUAAUCUUGUACUAUAUAGUAUCAAAGCACUUUCAGGCCAGAGUCAUCAGCGUCAUCUACUAUCGAAACUACCUGCGAAGUGUCCGAAGAAAAAGUUUUAGAAAUGGAAGCUUUCGCUCACUGAGCAAAUUGAACAUCAGUGAUAUGUGAAUAAUCAAACCUAUCAAUCUCUCAUAUGGAAGAAAAGAAAAAAAACUGAAGAGGAUCAAUGUGUGAAUAACUCCUUAUAUAUAAUUUUCUAAACACUGAAUAUUUGAAUAUUCUGAAUAUUUGGCCUAUGAAAUUCUUCUGCAUAUCUUAAUCGUUUCAACAACAACCUGCAUUUAUGUAGCGCCUUUGACA
Messenger RNA from Callorhinchus milii (elephant shark), 1418 nucleotides. RefSeq names its product G protein-coupled receptor 18 (gene gpr18). The record is from RefSeq and is a predicted model, not a curated record. The coding region runs from base 246 to 1226 and encodes 326 amino acids. Gene Ontology annotation, biological process: positive regulation of Rho protein signal transduction; phospholipase C-activating G protein-coupled receptor signaling pathway. Gene Ontology annotation, molecular function: G protein-coupled receptor activity. Lineage: Eukaryota; Metazoa; Chordata; Chondrichthyes; Chimaeriformes; Callorhinchidae. The transcript is spliced from 2 exons. Gene Ontology annotation, cellular component: membrane.